AUGUCGAAAUUCCGGGGAGUCACCUCCAUCGGUAUUGGAAACGCGUAUCAGGGGGCUCGAACGAGCAUAGACCUACGUCCGAAGCCCACGAAGUCAGCCAAUGGCGCGCGAUUGCGCUCCAGACAGUUUAUCGCGUUCCUGCUUCUCUGGCUCUUUGUCGUGCACUAUUUUGAGAGAUGGCAAGUGAGCAGCAUGAUCAAGUCUUGCCGCUGGAAGAACUGGGAAAAAUGGCCUUCAGGUGCCGAUCCACAUCACCUGGUUGUUGUCGGAGACCCUCAAUUGGUGGAUAAUUUCUCAUACCCUACAAGAAACAGGUUAUUGUUAUAUUUAACGCAGCGGCUUAGCGACAACUACUUACAUCGAAACCACAGGCUUUACCACCAGAUCCUCAGUCCAGACACCACACUCUUUGUUGGGGACCUCUUUGAUGGCGGUCGUGAGUGGGCUAACCCAGUUUGGUACGGAGAAUACUCUCGCUUCCAUAAAGUUUUUGAUCCUGUUGAAUCAACAAGAACAUUGGCUCAAAUUCCAGGAAACCACGAUAUCGGUUUUGGAAAUGGAGUCAACAUUGCCGUACUCAACCGGUUCAGAACAUUUUUCGGCAACCCUAACGACUACCUGAUUUUGGGAAAUCAUAGUCUCGUCCUUUUGGAUACUAUUUCUUUAUCCUCAACAGAGCAUCCGGAGGUGAAUAAAGACCCCACAGGAUUUCUGGCGGCCCUGAGCCAAGACAAUCACCAUGCAAAACAGUAUCCUCGAGUUCUUGUCAGCCAUGUGCCGCUUUACAGGUUUACAGAAUCUCAAACGUGCGGUCCAUUGCGCGAGUCGAAGAAACGGUUUCCAGUGAUGCGUGGGAAGCAGUACCAGACAGUAAUUGAGUAUGAGCUAAGUCAGCGCAUUUUGAACUCCAUCAAACCAAAACUCAUUCUUUCUGGAGAUGAUCACGAUUACUGCCACGUUCGUCAUCCAUUGGCAAACACAGGAGCAGUUCGCUCGGUGGCCGGCGAGGCAUUCACAGACGAGAUCACCGUCAAGUCAUCUGCCAUGACUGGAGGAAUAAAGAGACCUGCCAUCCAACUGCUUUCGCUGUAUAACCCGCUAGACGGCGUUGCUGAUCCUGACUUUGUUCUCGAGGAAACAGGAUCCUUGGUGGUGACUCACGAUACGUUGCGAUCGAGGCUAUGCUAUCUUCCAGACCCUUAUCAGGGCCUUCGAUGGUACGGAUUUGUGAUUCUACUAAUGACCGCUUCGUUUGUGAUGGUCUAUAUGUACCCGGACACUACGACAAAACUGAAUAGCCGCCUUAGAGAUCGUUUAGGAGUUAUCAAGCCGCUCUACGAGGACGACUUAAUGAAGAGACAGUCAUUGAAAAUGUCUUUGAUGGACUUUCUGCUGGAUUGGAACGUCCCCGAAAGACGCAGCUGGAGGCUGUGCGUGCUGCACGUAACGCUUAGUGUCGCCAUUUACGUAUGUAUCUUAGACAGGUACCAUAGUUCUAUAUAG
Ogataea parapolymorpha DL-1 is the source of this 1503-nucleotide messenger RNA. RefSeq lists its product as hypothetical. The transcript has a single exon. Gene Ontology annotation, molecular function: hydrolase activity. The coding region runs from base 1 to 1503 and encodes 500 amino acids. Gene Ontology annotation, cellular component: endoplasmic reticulum. NCBI's taxonomy places the organism in Eukaryota, Fungi, Ascomycota, Pichiomycetes, Pichiales, Pichiaceae. The record is from RefSeq and is a predicted model, not a curated record. Gene Ontology annotation, biological process: GPI anchor biosynthetic process.